Messenger RNA from Sinocyclocheilus grahami, 1909 nucleotides. RefSeq lists its product as uncharacterized. Lineage: Eukaryota; Metazoa; Chordata; Actinopteri; Cypriniformes; Cyprinidae. Bases 96 to 965 code for a protein of 289 amino acids. The transcript is spliced from 2 exons. The record is from RefSeq and is a predicted model, not a curated record.
AUUUUGGUAAGGGUGGUCAUAAAACUGCAUGUAUAAUAGUCAUAAAAAUGGUCAAAUGUUGUUUAAAAUAGUGUGAUUCAGCUGUUACUGCUUAAAUGUCAUGUUAUCAUUUGUUAUGUUCAUCAUUAUCCUCUGAAAGUGGUUUUCUUAGGUACACAAUGAAAAGUCUAGUGGUAUAUGACUCUCUGGGCAUUUAUGGCACUGUGUAUCAAGUUUUAAUCUCCAGUGUGUUUUUAAGCAUGUUGAACUUCCUCUUGCUUUUGCUUCCUUCCCAUCAGGUAUUUUUAAAUCUCCUGGCACUGCUAGCUUUGCACGGUGUGGGUCUGAUCCACCUGAAGCCUUUUUCACUGAGGCUGGGCGAGCGUUUGUUUGUGCCGGCGGUCUGUGGGAGCGUCCAGUGUGUUCUGGCCAUAUGGGCUGAAGCCUGUUCCCACUCUGGCCUGUACCCGCUAAUCGCCCGUUUCCUCCCAAUGGUCAGUGUGAGCUUGGGUCACCUGUUUGCACUGAGUAUACCAGGCUCCAUCCAUGUCUCCUGCCUUCUGACUGUGCUCACUUUCGCCUCAGUCACCGUCACAGCAUGUAAAGGACUUCAUGCGAUGGAUCCGCUAGAGUAUGUCUUCUCUCCCCUCAGCCUUGUCCUCCACAGCCUCUCUCUUGCCUGGCUAGCCAAAGUCUCCCAAACGGAGCGAGGCCAUACCUCGACCUUUGACCUUUACUACACUCUGACAGUGACACGUACCCUCUUAUUAGGGUUCCUAUGUGUUUUGCACCCUGAUGGACCAAAGGCACUGAUUCAUGGCAACUGGCACAGUCUGCUGUUUCUGGGAUACAUGCUCGGGAUGUUACUGCUGGGUGCUGUGCAGCUUCUCUUUGUGGAUGUAACGGCGCUGUAUUUUUCUGCUCUCCCAGCGGCCGUGCUGCAUGCGACCAGAGGGCUGGUUCUACCCCUGUUCAGUCUGCUAUAGGACAUACGGACCAGUCAGAGUGUAGAUCAUUCUGUAGAGGAACAGUCUAUGUAGAGUAACCAAUCAGAUACCUGAUACCAUGAUUGAUAAUAACAGUAUUAGAACUUAAUUUAUAGGCAUGACAGCCUCAUAUAUAUAUUAUAAUUAUAUAUAAUUAUAAUUAAUAUGGUAAUACUACCAGCAAGCACUGAUGUGCGACUCCUUUCUUCACUUGCACUGAAACUACGACAUAACUAAGACAUCCUACAAAUGGGGUGUUUUCAUGAAGGAGCAGCUACUUAAGUUCUGGAAUUAAAUUAUAAAGGUAAAAUACAGGUUUCUCUGACCAGCUUUUUUUGUACAGACUAAAUUAUUAUUUCUAUGUGUCAGCUAUAAAAAAUUAUAUAUUUUGCAUAAAGAAGUGUAAGCCUUUUUAAGGACCUUUAGGGUAUAUCCUACACCACAAUUCUUAAUUCUCAUUACGGCAAUGCAAAAAUGAUGUUAUGGUUGUCUAUUAAAACGUCAGACAGUAAAAUAUGAAUUACUGUAUCUGUACGGACGCAUUACAGUAAUGAGAAUGUAGAAUGCGCUUAAUUGUCAUGAAAAUAAUUCCAAAAUGCAAAAAUAAUAAACCUUAAAGGCCCUAAAAAUAGCGUAAUUUUUCAUGCAAAAUAUGUUUUUUGAGGGUGAAAUAUGAUAUAAGCAUGUUCUUGACAAGCUUUGUGAGAUUCACCCAAGUAUGCCAUUCACCUUACAAACUUAGACCAGAGGAGCCCUUCACUGUUAAAAUGCAUGGUUUGUAGAAAUCACAGCUAUAAACUGCAAUACAACAACUUAAGAUUAUUAAAGUAGUGAUAUAUUUUGUUCAAAUAGAAAACCUGUGACUCAUGUAUUUAUUUAGCUCCUAAUAUACAGUACAAACUACAGUAUUAUUGUUAAUGUUUGGCGCAAAUAAAACACAUUGA